AUGGCGUCAGAAAGUCCUGCUGUUGAUGCUGACGCUAUACCUGAGGUAUCAGAUAUUCGCCGACAUGAGCUGAUUGAAAAGCUCGGCUCAAUAGUGCCGGAAGUUGAAAGCACAACUUGGGCACUGUUGUGGUUAUCCGAUAUAGAACAACUUGAGGACUUUUGUAGUAUAAAAAGAGGACCACUUUUACUGGCACUAGCAAGUGCCAAUAUUACCAACCGUCGGAUCUUAAUGCAGUGGGCCAGUCGUGCGCGUACUAUAAACCCAGUGAAAACCCGAAAGAGAAAACGCUCGGAGUCCUUAAAAGAAAUGUGCGUCAUACGGGAUAAUUGUUGUGUUCUCACCGGUAAAGAAGAGCCCAUUGGAGUCGCACACAUGUAUCCGUACAGCAUGAUGGACAAGCCAAAAACCGAACAGACACUGUUUUGGGAGUAUCUCGAAUCCUUUUGGCAUCUAGAGAAAAUCCAGAAAUGGAAAAAUGCUGUUAUAGGUGAAAAUGGAACGGAGGUACUACAGAAUGUUCUGUGUCUUUCUCGGGACUCACAUGGUUUAUGGGGCAGGGCUCGAUUUACUUUACAACCACUCGAAGUAUCUGAUGACCGUAAAAUCUUAACAGUACGGUUUUUCUGGAUCCCGAUAUCAAAAUAUAUGAAGACGAUGGAUCUUAAGACGAUGCCAUCUAUCCCAUUGAAUCUCGGCUAUACCGGGAAAAGGAUUAAGCUUUUCAACUGUGAAUCAGGAAAGCAAAUUUAUUCAGGGGAUAUUAUAACAAUUACAACAACUGAUCCUGAUGAAUAUCCUCUGCCGUCUUUUGAACUGUUAGAAAUGCAAUGGCUCUUGACUCGAGCAUUGGCGUUGAGCGGCACCGCCGAUUUUGAUCCGGAAGAUUGGGACGAUAGUGACUCCGAAGAGGAGAAGGAGCUGGUGGAAAGAACAAAAAAAGAGAAAAAAGUACGAUGCAUCUGGGGAUGUGCAUAG
Molecule: messenger RNA, 978 nt
Organism: Aspergillus nomiae NRRL 13137
Lineage: Eukaryota; Fungi; Ascomycota; Eurotiomycetes; Eurotiales; Aspergillaceae
Product: HNH endonuclease signature motif containing protein
Exons: 3
Coding region: 1-978 (325 amino acids)
Source: RefSeq, a predicted model, not a curated record